GGAAAGUUCGGAUGCUGUGAAGUUGUUGUACAGAAAGCUAUUUGGGUUUCUAAAUGUUGUGCUUUUGACAUGUCUGCCGCUCCCUGUUUGGCUGAUAUAUGGAGUGAGGAGAAUAACAACAUAAUUGUGAGGUGGAAGCAAAAUGAACGAGCAGUUCAACCAGUGCAUGAUGUUCGGAAACGGUGCUACUCAGAAAGCCUUAAACUGCUUCAGAAAAUUCAAGGCAUUCCAGCAGCUACCGAACGACUCAAAGUUGAAAUGACAGUUGCAUACAACACGUCUUUAUUCUCACUGGAUUUCUCCCACCCAAAUGAGAUAGAGGAGAAUCUCACCCGCACUUUAUUAAGAGCAUUAGAAACUGCUGGAUCUCAGGUUGUCAGUACUGAUCCAUGUAAGUUGUGGCAGGUUGCUCUACAAUCUUUUGACACCACGGUCUAUGUGCCGUAUUUACACAAGCUUCUGUUGAUCCAGUGGAUGUUAUGGCUGAUGGAGUGUCAGUUAGACCGAAUACUUUCUCUAGCAACACAAACUAAUCACAAGGGAGAGCUCCCAGGACCUGUAAAUCUACAAACAGAAAUCCGAAACCUUGCUCUGAGGAUGGAAGACGAUUCCUCGCUAAUGGUUGCCAAUGCAGCAAAAGACCUCAAAGAUCUUUUGCACAUCUGCACUGUUAUUGCUUAUGGGGUGAAACAAAUGAACGAGGAGAAAUAUUCUGAGGCCCUUCAAGCUUUUCAAGAGGCUAAAGGCCGACCAAGUCCCAGAAGGCUCUUGGCCCAGAUCCACACCCUUACAGGCCAGAGUUUAGCUAAGCUGGCUCAGCCCCAUUGUGCUCUUCACUUUUUUAGGAAGGCUGUGGAAGUGGACUUUCCUUGCCACAGUGCACUCUUUGAAAGUGCACUGGUAUUCAGACAGCUUGGUAAUCCAGCAGCAGAAAUUGAGGCACUGCGUCUUCUUUACUCUGCAGUACAACUGCCCACUGUUAAACUUCCAUCUAGUGCUUCUCUGGUCUCUCCAGAUCUGCUGUUGGGUGCUGAACAGAUGACCUUCAUUAACAGAGUUCCCUCCCCCUCUUUGAUUCUGUAUACAUUGGCACACGCAUGUGUGCUCAAUGGCAGUAUUUCAGAUGGUGUUGAGUAUUAUCUUGAUCUCUUGGCAUCACUGCAGUCGGAUAGCAAAGAUCUUGUACACACAGGGAUUGGCACUUCUUUUCCCAGAAUCCCAGUUGUAUACCUUGAAGCAGCAUAUGCUUUGUUAAAAGCUCAAAAGUUUAGUGAUGUUCUUGUCAUCUGUGAGGAGGUCAUUACAAGUACUUUAGACUUCAUCCCUAAGAGACUGAUGCUUGAUCUGCCAAUGGAAAAUCAGCAAACACCUGGACCAACAACUGUGAGUCUGGAUUCUGAUGUGGUGCUUGAAAAUGUAGACUUUGUGUUAUGGGCUGGAACAGCCCACCUUCUUCAAGCACAAGCUUACUGGAAGUUAAAGGAUACCAAGGAGGCAAUUACAAAUUUUACAAGAGCUAUUAAUCAGCUGGUGAAGGUGUUUAUAAAACAGAAAGAUUGGAAACAAAAAAGCCUUGGAAACUCUGAAGCAAUGCUUGACAGAGUAUUGACUUUAGAAGCAGCAAAAGGACAAGCACUAGCUGGUAGAGGGGUCUGCUUUCUGGAAAAAGGUCAAUUAAAAGAGGCCUUAAGAGACCUUCAUCUAAGCCUCCAGAUUUCUCCAGGUUGUAGGAACACUGGGAUGUGGCUUACUGAGGUCUUAUGGAGGCUUGAUCGCAGAGAGGAAGCAUUAAUACACUGGAGGGACAGCCAUAAAACUACAAAUAUCAUAAAGUCAAAUAACCCACCAUUGUAUUUGCAAGCCUGGCAAGAAGAUACAGCGUUUGACUUCAGUGGACUUCAAAAGAAAAUAGAGGACCACAUUCAAGCCAGUAAUGUAAAAACAUAGGAAUAUGACAGAAUCUAAUGGCACAAGCCCUUCAAAGGAUGCUCUUUACUAUAUUACACCACAUCCAAACAAUAGCCACAUACCAAAGGACUGUUGUGUCCUCCAAUUUCAGUUGCACUUACAUGGAUCAAUUUAACCUGGGUUUGCUAAUAGCUUUGCUAGUUCAAAUCAUUUCAAGGAUGCAAUAUUACAGAAAUGUGCUAAACAGAAGGUAUGAUUUAAUACAGUUACAGAGAUUAUGUUGUUAUUUUGGUCAACCAGUGAUCAAUAAGAUUGUAUUCCAUUCUUAGUGUGAACUUGAUUGAAGCCUAUCUACCAGAUUUAAUGUGCUUAAGUAACUGACAAGCUGAGCAGGAUGUUUUU
Messenger RNA from Paramisgurnus dabryanus, 2310 nucleotides. It is a transcript of the gene fancg, whose product is annotated as FA complementation group G. Lineage: Eukaryota; Metazoa; Chordata; Actinopteri; Cypriniformes; Cobitidae. The record is from RefSeq and is a predicted model, not a curated record. Gene Ontology annotation, molecular function: protein binding. Gene Ontology annotation, biological process: interstrand cross-link repair. Gene Ontology annotation, cellular component: Fanconi anaemia nuclear complex.